This is a messenger RNA of Symbiodinium pilosum, 1248 nucleotides long. Lineage: Eukaryota; Dinophyceae; Suessiales; Symbiodiniaceae. The record is from the annotation of a GenBank genome assembly.
AUGAUUCGUUUAUCUGUUUUCUCCGGGCUCCUGUACAGCGCCCAACUCGAAGUGAACGAGACACCCAGCGUCGAUGGCAUCGUGCACGAGUUGCAGGACGAGGCCCUGCAAGGACUGGAGCCUUCCGCCCUGCGCCGCGCAUACAAGCCUUUGCUGCUCUUUAGCGCAGGGCUCGUGGCUUAUGCACAGCGUCGUGGGCCUUCCGCUCGUGAGUCUCGAAAUACUACAGCGGACACAUCCUCCGAGGACACCAAUCCGCACCCUCAGGCAGAGAGCCCGAGGAUGAUCACACCAUGCAAAGAGGCGCCCAACACGCCGAGCACGCCAAGCACGUCCAGCACAAACUCUCCGCAGAAAGGCAAGGGCAAAGUUUCUGCGCCUCCAAAAGGGCUGGGCAAGGGGCCCGCCAAAGGCCCAGCUAAGGGCCCGCCCAGCGGCACGCCCAAGGGUAAGGCAGGGCCAAAAGGCAAAGGGACUCCCCCGAAGGGGGCUUUGGCAUCGCAGUGUGUGGAGGAUGUGGACGACGCCAGGGUGGUGAACCCGUUCGGAACUCGGCGCAUUCGCUGGAAAUCCAUCUCGGACCAGUCGGGCACGGUCUUUGAUGGCCUGGACAUCCUGGGCAUAAAAAAAUGCCCAGAUCCAGAAGCGAACCGUGCCCAGCAACUUGCGAUUGCCUUCCGUCGAUCUCCACUGCCGCUGCAGAAGCUCUGCUCCGCGCUUCAGACCUUGGACUUCUCCAUUCCGCUGUCGGAAGAAGAGAUCGAAGGGUUGCUGAAGGCUUGGCCAACGGACAUCGACUUCCGGCAGGUCGCAAAGCACACGGGGCCAGCCGAGGAAUUGCGGGACGUUGAGCAGUGCAUUCGCCAGGUGGCGGCUGUGCCACGCAGUGAAGCGCGGCUGAAGCUCCUCCGCCUCUCCCGGUCCCUGGACUCUCUGACCAUAAUCUUCGAACGUAUCGCCACAUUGCAGACAGCCUGCGACGAGCUCAUGAAGUCGGAGAAGUUGCAGGUCCUCCUGCAGGAGGCCUUGCGUGUCGGGAAUUACAUCAACGGGGAUCCAGGAGCCGGCUUUGCCCUGGACGCUUUCAUCCAGCUGCGGAGCCUGAAGGGCGUUGGGGGUGCCACCCCGCUCCAUUGCUUGUGCGCUGGCUGCGCGCAGGAAGAUCCAACCUUUUCCGCGACUCUACACUCAGAGCUGGCAAACCUGCCUUUGUCUGAGCGUGAGUCUAUCUCUGGUGAAGGUCUCUGA